This is a messenger RNA of Cyprinodon tularosa, 10269 nucleotides long. RefSeq names its product sorbin and SH3 domain-containing protein 2-like. The record is from RefSeq and is a predicted model, not a curated record. NCBI's taxonomy places the organism in Eukaryota, Metazoa, Chordata, Actinopteri, Cyprinodontiformes, Cyprinodontidae. Gene Ontology annotation, molecular function: protein binding.
GCUGAAUGAAACUAACAGUAGCCAUUUUGCGCAUGAAGCUGUGGCAUCAUUCACUUGACAACCGAACGGAAACGGAAUGUUUUGACCAUUUCUGGACACGGGUGGCUGACUGAGUUCAAUAGUACUGCGGUUUGCCAACAAAUAGAAGGGGCGAGUAUCACCGCUUCGCCUGCUGCUGCGGUAGUUGUGAUGAGAGGACGGGCUCGGACAGGUUCUUUUCCAGGCCGUUUGACCCCCCUGUGAGAGAGGGAAAGAUAGGGAGACGGAGCUACCUGUUAGUUAGCUUUAGGAGCGGUGAGAAACAGGUGUAUGGUUUCAUCACACCGAUGCGGCGCGAGCGUGUGUCGCCUCUCCGCCUGACGAAGUGACAACUUUUAAUCACCUCAGGCUGAUUUCCCGGGGAUAUUUAAGGACUGUUAGUCGUUUUAAGGCAUUAAACGGGGCAAGGUCAGGAAGUAAAGACCAACACCAGGAGACACUUAUCCUUAGAGGAGGGGAACGAGAAGGAAAAGCAGCAGAGCACAGAAUUGGAUCUCAGCAGUCAUCCUUUUCUGACGUGCAGUAGUUUCCAGCCUUCUGGUUUUAUGACGGGAAGUGUGCCCCCCUGCAGAAGAUCAGUAAGGAGUCCUCUUCAAUAUGAAUACAGAUAGCGGAGGAUAUACUCGCAAAAGUGUGGCUUUGUCACUCAUACUCUCUCCCAUGAAGAGGGUCCAGAGCUCCCCAAAUCUGCCCACAGGUAAUGAUUCUCACUCAUCAGACUUUGGUUCUUGGCGUUCCCACAGUGCUACUGAUGGUUUAAAGAAUGGAGAUGCCAGUAAUUCAUCUCUUGCUGCUAAAGGCUUUCGGAGUGUCAGACCCAACCUACAGGACAAAAAGUCUCCUCCACAGGAUGUUAGUCCCUUACCACUGCCGCCCCCCAGGAGAGAGAGUUUUAACCUCUUGCCUGUUGGCACCAAUCCUCCACACUACAAUUCAGUCGUUGAUCUGGCUAAUGACUUUAGUCCUGGAAUGCUAACAUUGACUAAGAAUGACAAAGCACUAUUAAAAGAGUCCUACACUCUUAGCAGCACAUCCUCUUACUCUUACUCAGAGACAAGUGCAAAUUCACUCCAACAGGUUAAUCAGUCCACAGCUGCAAAUGACAUUAGCAACUUCAGUGCAUCUGCCACUGACAGCACACAGAGGCGUAAGGUUUCUUCACUUAAACUCACCCCUGUCACUAUCCCGGACCCCCCUUCUCACCUUAACCAUCAAACCGAAGCCUCAAGCUCCCCUCCACCAUCUUCCCCUCCACAAGCAUUUUUAAACCGUUCCCAUCCCCCAUCACAGAGGACUUCAGUUUCUGUCCACUUGGGUGCAGAAAAUCAAAAAAAUCCAGAAUAUUUGGCUUCAAAUCCAAGAGUGGAGGUAACGGUCCCUGAUCAAGAUCCAAAUCAGACUUCAACUCAAGCUCCAUCGCAAGAGAUGACAAAGCCUCCUACAGUUCCACCAAGACCUUCGCCUGCACAAGUAUUGGGGCCUCCUUCCCCUGACCCUUCAGCACGGCACUCCCCCUUUCGCUGCCAGAGCUCCGAGUCUCUCGACUACCAGUCAAGCUUAAUGCCCAAGGCCUUAUCGUCACCCACUCCGUAUGUUCCCAGCGGAGCUGUUAUGAAAGCUGGAACAAUCAGUGGGCAGAGCAUCACAGCUUUCAGCAACAUGAGCACUGGUAGCUGUGUGUCACCGGCGACUUCCCCCGUGACAGUGUCAGCGCUCAGCCACUACUCAUCAUCCACAGCAGGUCUGCUUGAUGAGCUUCAGAUCUGUAGCCUGGACUCACCUGGUGCCUCCCCAACGCCUUCGCCUACGCUCAGCCUUGUCUCUACCUACAUAUCCACUGCUGGGCCUGAUGAUGUGCUAACAACCUCUGUGGGCUCUACUGCUGCAGCAGCCACUGUCACUAAUGGCCAAGUUCUUUCUCAUGCAAUCAAUGGAAGUACUAGCCAUCCACAGAGGCCCAUGUCCCCGCCAUCAUACCCCCCUCCACCUCCCUCACUCCACACAGGGCUCCACAAACAGAACAGAAGCUCAGAGGGCAGUGAGUCGGUCACCAGAGAGUCUGUGGUUUCAGGCCACACCAGCAUCAGCAGUACAGUGCCCAUUGCUCGCUUCUCAGAGGAAGAAAGGAAGGUGUCCAUCGUUAAAGCCCCACAUUACGAAGGCAUCGGGCCUGUGGAUGAGUCAGGCAUCCCCAUUGCCAUUCGCACGACAGUUGAUAGGCCAAAGGAUUGGUACAAAACUAUGUUCAAACAGAUUCACAAAGUCCACAAAGCAGAUGAUGACUACUCUGGCACAUACAAUGCUGCAUAUGCUUUCAUAAACAACGCUGAAGACUACAGCACCACCAUGGCCCACCCCCCUCCACGAACACACACCUACAGACCUCUGUCCAAAAGCCCCUCAGACAAUGAUGGGCAGGUGGGUCUUCGAGAGCCUUCACCAUCUCCCUUACCUCCACCACCUCCACCCAUGCCUUCCCUCCUGCAGCUGAGGGCCAGAGACAGCGAUCGUGACAGAGAUUCUACUGACAUGAAUGAAUGGGGUCCUCCAGAUCGGAAAGUUGACACACGAAAGUACCGAGCAGAGCCCAAGAGUAUUUUUGAGUAUGAGCCUGGCAAGUCGUCAAUUUUGGAGCAUGAAAGACCAACCUAUGAUGACAUAGAUUUAGAGAACGAGCCUUGGUAUAAGUUCUUUUCCGAGCUGGAGUUUGGGCGGCCGCCUCCUAAAAAACAGCUGGAUUACAAUCCAGACGUCUCCACCAGCAAGCGCAUUGAGACGUCCCUCCACAUUGCUCCUGCUGACAAGGCUUCGGAGAGACCUGCAAGUGCUACCAGCGACUACAGGAAGAGAAGGAAGUCUGAGCCAUCAAGUUCACAAGUGAAUUCCCAGUCUCAGAGCAAAGCUGCAAUUUCCCCUAAAUCAGCAGAUACUUACAGAUCCAGCAGCAGCCUGAAGAAACCUGUUGUUCGUUCCUCACCUCCCUCACCCUUAAGAGCCAAAGGUGGGGACGCAUGCAACAUGUUUUCAAACAGUAUAAGCACCCCAGGUCCUUAUGAGAGUACCUCUCUCCCUCCUCUUCUUUCUGACGCUGAUCGUUGCCACGAGGAUUCCAGCCAGGCAGGCAGCUCUUCCUCAAAGCAGUCUGUCUUUUGCACAAACAACUGGCAGCCGAACAGUCAGGAUGAUAAAACAUGGAGCAGCACAGAGGAGGCACCACACUCCUCUGGCAAAAUCAAAUCCCGCAGUUGUGAUGACUUGCUUAAUGACGGUCAUUCUGGUUCUGGUGGACAAAAUGCCACUCGGUCAGAAAGCGCUGGAUCUUUGGUGUGUGAUGGGAAUAACUCUACAGUAUUAACCUCAACUCAGUCCCUUCCGCCUGUUCACCGGCGACGUGCACAUGAUUCACCAGGCUUUCUUCAACUCUAUCGUAAAAUGCACCAGAUUGACCGAGCUCAGCUUAUCCCUUCUGAAAUAAUCCGAUCUGUCCGUGCCCGUAUCCUGGAUCUAGAGCGCCAACCUCAUUUUCAUCGCCAUCGCCUCCUUCCUUGGACACCCUCUUGGGGUGUGGAAGUGCCAAGGGACAUGGUGCCAAAUCGCAUUUCUGAAUAUGAACGUCUUAUUCAGAAGUCCAAAUCUAUGCCUAACUUAGGUGAUGGUGAGGUGCCUUCAGGCACUACAACACCAGGUGGUUCAUCAUCUCUUGCCAGCAGCGGUGGAGGCAUGACCCCCAUUUUUCCAAAACGCAGAUUUUCAAUUGAGUCAUUAUUAGAGGAAGAUGCCAGUAGCAACAACAGGAUUGUACGUUGCAGCAUGGAUCAUAUACCUCGUAGCCCACCAGAAGGGCAACCACGUGUCGGUCCUGAGCCUGGACGUGGGCAGUCAUUUUCGGCCCCUCCUAUUCCGCAAAGCCCCCAAGAAAAUCCUGACUAUUCUGACAGUGAACAAGACGCCAUUGCAUCUGACCUCAGUGACUUUAUCCAGGUGGAAGGUUCUUCAUUUUGUAGUGAGAGUGAUUUUGACCAUUGCUCUCUAACUUCAUCCGAGAGCUUAUACGGAUCUUCCACUCUCCAUCACCACCACCUCCGUCACCACCACCAUCACCAUCAUCAUCAUCAAGGUCACCAAAGUCUAGGUCAAAGCCAGGGCUACCAACACCGCCACCUCGUCAGCACCUGCAAGGGCCGUUGCCCAGCCUCAUACACCCGCUUCACAACCAUGCUUCGCCAUGAGAGAGAGCGAGCGCAAAAGCAGAACCAGAGACAGCAGAGUCACAGCAGCCAUUCCCAAAUUCAGGGCUCGCAAUCCCAACAAGCGAUGUCUAAGCUGGCCUACUUGGUCAGCCCAGUGCCUUUCCGCAGGAAAAAGGGCUCACCACCUACCUCUAGGAGGAGCAGCGGUGGUGGAGGUCGUGGUAGCAGACCCAAGUCCAAACAGGCCAUUUAUGAAGCACUAGAUACAGCCUUGAGAGACAUUUAUGAGCACAUUCAAGCAGAGAGAGGUCACAGAAGCCCUAGGCCUCCCGAUGACAGUAUUUUGAGAAGAAUUUUGGCCGAACUGUUGCCAAGUGUGCCUGAACGAAGUUCCUCUUUGCGAGGGAGAAGGGGUUGCUGGCAUGGGGGACACUUUUCUGCAUCCGUUUACCCAGAGGGAAACCAGGCUGUGUAUGUGUCGCAUAGAAGAGAACCAUCUACAACAAGUCUACAGUCCCCAAGGUUACAGUCGCCAGUCAGUGCCUGCUAUGGACGACAUUUGGAGGCCUCAAACAAUAACGAAUAUAGCGGAGAGCAAGACAAUGGAAAUGGUCCUUGUUAUUCAGACCAGGAUGUCUCCAGGAGUUAUUCCACCAUGGAUGGACACCACACACCACAGAGCAGAAGAGCAACUCCUGACAGAGAGGUCUCCCAUAAACAGAUGACACAACUUAUUCUCUUCUCUCUCCUCCAUCAGAAACAGCCUGCAAGAGCAAUUUAUGAUUUUAAGGCACAAACAGCAAAGGAGUUAACAUUUAAAAAGGGUGAUGCAGUCAACAUCAUCAGGCAAAUAGACAACAACUGGUAUGAAGGAGAACACAGAGGACGAGUGGGGAUCUUCCCCAUAGCGUACGUUGAGAAGAUGCCAUCGUCGGAGAAGCAUCAGCCAAUCCGUCCUCCUCCUCCAGCACACAUCAGGGAGAUUGGCGAGGCUGUGGCGCGCUAUAACUUCAAUGCUGACACUAACGUGGAGCUGUCUCUAAGAAAGGGUGAGAGAGUUACAGUCAUCAGGCGGGUGGAUCAGAACUGGUUCGAGGGGAAGAUUCCUGGCACAAUCAAACAGGGCAUCUUUCCGGUGUCUUACGUUGAUAUCGUCAAGCACUCUCCAUCCAAGAGUCCCAGCCACCACGUAGAUCCUGUUGCCUACAGCAGGGCGCCAAGCUCCACCCCUGUCAAGGAGUCCUUCUAUCACCCACCUCCAUCCUUCCCCACCCGUGACCUCCUUUCCCCUCAGCGCUCUCCCAGAAGGCUUGACCUACAGGCUGUGACCAGCGAGUGGCUCUCGCUCACGCUGGACCCAUCCACCCCCACUCCCACCCAUUCCCUCACAGCCACUCCUUUACCUCCAACACCGCCACCCCUUCCCCCCGACCUCACACCUCUCCUAGCAGCACAGGUGUCUACUUCAGUCUCACCUGCUCCUUCGCAGAAAAGCUCCUCCUUUUCAAACUGGCCGACUUUUAAAGCUCCACUUUUCUCUGAGAAAGGAGCAGCUUUAUGUCACACCGCAACUGUCCUUCCUCAGCCAACCCCUCCACCGCCUCCUCCUCUUCCUCCACCUGCUUGUUCCUCAUUCACCUCUGAUUAUAUAGUUACACACAACGGCAAGGGGGUACAUGUUUUUGAGGGGAACAAAUCAACAAGCUUAACCAGGCCUGAUUGCUUGACCUGCUCCAAGUCAGUGACAGGAAACUCACCCACCCAAAUUCCAGAGCAGCUGGAAUCUGCUCAUGAGCAGGAAAACAGCAAGUCUCCUGAUAUUGAGCUGCAUGUGAGAGACCCUUAUGAUGAGUUGUCAGUGGUUCUGGAUGAUUCCAGCAGCGGAGAUGAUGCCAAUGAUUCAAAAAAGACUGCAAUAGACUCUUUAUGUGUCAAGUUAAACAGAGAAGCUCAGAGCAGAUGGUUCCAGGACAAAGUCCAGCACAGUCCGCUGGCAGCAGAUAUUGACUCUUUUAGCACAGCACAGCUAAAGGUUCAGGUUCACAAGACUUUAAACAUGAAGCCGCUGUCUGAUUUGACGCAAGAGCAGCAAGUAUCGGUAAAUGAGCAGCGGAUUGAUUCUCAGAGGCCGCCAUCAGUAGAAGGAAAGAUAUACACAGAGUUAUUCAUCGAAGAAGAAGAUGAAGACAUGGAGGACAAAGAGGAGAAAGUUAGAGAGUUAAAUGAGCGAUUCAGUCAACAGGCUGAAGCCUCUUCUUCCUCCCCGUCACAGCUUCCUUGCUCCGGUCUCCCUCCCCUCUCUCCCUCACUCCCUCCAGUUUCCACACUCCCUACUCCUUUCCUAAGUUCUUCCUCCUCCCCGUCAUCCAGAUCCCAACAUCAAGACCGCAGCACAAUGUCUGUCUCUCCCUCUGUCGUCUCUCAUCCUCCCCCAGGCCUCCCUCACCUGUCAACCUUUCCUCUUCCUCCUGUCUCCCUCUCUCCAUCUUUGCCAUUGUCUCUUUCUAUCAUUUCUGACCCCUCUUCAGAUGUUCCUCUCUAUCAGUCCUCCAAUUCCUCUCGUCUACCCUGUCCAGUUACAUCCUCCCACACCUCACAGUCAGUUUUCCAUCCCAUUAACACGUCUCCCCCUAAACCUGCCUCUCCUCCCCCCUCUAGUCCCCACUCCCCCAACAAUACCCCUGUUGUCUCACACGCAGGCCGUAGAUCCCCCAAGGUGAAGGAUCCAGUUGUUGGCGGUAAGCCCCCUCGUAGCCCCAUCUUGUCAAGGAGGUCCUAUCUGUCGCCAGUUAGAGGUCGAAGGCGGUUGGUACAGGACGCACUCCACGGUGGAGGAGAGCCAUACCAGGCCUUGUACAACUACAUCCCGCGAAAUGAAGAUGAGCUGGAGCUGAAGGAGGGAGAUAUUGUGGACGUCAUGGAGAAAUGUGAUGACGGCUGGUUUGUUGGGACGUCUCGAAGGAACAAGCUGUUUGGAACCUUCCCAGGAAACUACGUGAAGCAGCUAUAAGGAUGAUUCAAGAGAGCUUUAUGGCCCCGCCCCUUUCUGCAACACGUUCAUCGCCGUCAGCACAGCGCUCACAGGACGCCAGCGAAAACCUGAGGCUGCAGCACACUUAAAGAUUUGCAUCCCUUUGAGGCUUUCAGCUUUACACAGACAGAACCUUAGCUCAAACUAGCCAUCUUUAAUGAAAGACUUUGACAAGAUGCUGUUUUUUUAAUCUUCUCUUUUUACUAUUAUUUUUCUAUUUUGGAGAACUCAAAAAUGUCUGCUCCUUGGCGAUGAGAAAAAAGGAUAUUCAAGGGCGGAAAAAAUACUUUCCUUUAUAUGUUAGCUGUUUUCCAGGCAGUAAGUUACCAAGAUCACCUCUGUAGUCUGAUAUUUUAACUCUUUAAGAUGCAGUUAGGCAGUGUUCAGUUUAAGAAAUCCUUAAGAAAAUAAAGUUCAGAAAGUGUUGAAAAAGCAGUAUUGUGUUAGUUAUGCUCCAUAACAUUUAUGAUAGGCCAUUCAAAUAUCACAUUAGUUACGUGUAAAUCAUCAGUCAUUUAUUUCAGGUGCUGCAGGUGAAUAGAGAAAAUUCUCCCUGAUGAUUUCGUAUUUACAAUGCAACAUUUUUGCAAAACUUUUUAAAAAUAUUGUUUUUGUUCAAAAGUUUUUUUCACUUUAUGGUUGAUGCACUUUAACAGUAUCUCUACACAAGCAUGUCUCUUUUCUUUUUUUUCCUUCAGAUUAAUGACACUAGAGAUUUGUUUGACUGCAGCACGUCAGGAGACAGUCGCCUUGAAAAUGUUUGCGGAAAGGUUGUUUACCUUUUUAGGUAUUUAUCAAGAGGACAAACUGUUUAUCAAAUUGUUAUGAGAUGAACAUGUCAUUGUCUUUUUUUUAGACAUUUUUUUUUAAAUCUAGUGUUUUGAGGCAAGGUUUUAUUUUCAAUGAUCAUUGAGCUGUUAGGUUGUUGUUAUCUGGAAUGUAAUGAAUUAUCACACAUUUCCAAUGUGGAAUUUGACGAUGCGAGGUGAGGUAAUUUAUGUAUUGCUGUCAGAGUGAGUAAGUAGUGUAUCACUGUUCAUGUGUGCAUAUUAUUUGGAAGAUUUGCCAUUUAUCAUCCUAGAUAAGCUGUCAUGUUAAGGGAACACCACCUAUUUGUUUUUGUUGUUUCACUUAUUUUCCCCAUUUAACAUUUCACAAAGAAUGGACACUGACAGCAAAAACUAUUGUUAAAGCACCUUAAGAUAUGUUAUUCAACAACCACCUUCACGUUACUUCUUGUUAUUCACUGUGUCAGCUGGUGUGAGCACGCCUUGCGUUUGUGUCAUUUUUGUAAGCCUUUUGUACUACAGCCAGCAUCCACGUACUUUAUAAACUCAGCUGUUUUUCACCCACCAUCACAUUCGUUUCUUCUUUCUUCACAUUUUUGUUCGUCUUUCACCUGUAAGUGUGAUGUGUUUGAUGCAUUCUAUUUAUACUCAAAAGUCAGAAUUUGUUUCACUUUAAAGUCAGUAAAAUUGAAUGGCUCAGUAACUGAUGCAGCUAUUCUGUCUUGACAAAGCCUGAGGUGUGAAAGCCGUUUAUGAAAUCUAGUCAAAUUGGCAGGAAUAGAGUAUUUAAUACAGACUGCCUUCAUUUGAAAGGGUCCUGUGCUGCCUAAACCUAAGGAAUUGGAUUUUACCCGUUUUACAAGUCCAGAUAAAUCUGGAAAAAAAUAUGUAUGAAACUAUUUCAUUUUUUCCCUUGAUCUCAAGUAUCUAGAAGAUAAAUAUAAGAAUUUCAAAAAAACUGAAUGAUUCUUUAAAUUGAUCUAUAUAGAGAGAAAAUCAUUUAAUUUUGGCAUCCUCACAACCUAACUGGAUCUGGUUUAGAUAAAAUCUAUUGCUUUAAAAAAAAUAUAAGAUGAUUUACAAUCAUUAUGCAUUGUAUUCGUUUUUAAACAUUUUUAACAAAGACUAAAUUAGUUGUCAGUACUUCCAAGCUGCAGUUAGCAUCUCAUUGGUGAGUAAAGAUGUUGGCUUUGAUAGCGUAAAACAAAUAUGUCUGCAUUUAAAAGGAUUCAUACUUAUUCACCUCAAGUCCGAGAUUUCAAGAAAGCUGGCAACAGUUUUGAAUCCAAUUUAAGGGUGAAAUAGAGACUCUUAAUCUGCUUAAUUGAGCUCUAUUUUGCUUUCACUUUCUCUUCCAGUCUGAAUAAAACCUAAAUAACAACCUGAAUAAACUGCAAGCAUACAUCGACAUGUUAUAGGAAUGACAGUUUCAGUUUAAAUGGCCUGGUACGCCUCACUGAGCCUGAAAAUGAAUAACUUCAUGUGCUUUUUUUUUUCAACAAUAACUGCUUUCACAUCAAAGGCUUUUUUUAAGAACAAGCUUUGAGUAGGUAGCUAUUCACAGAACAACUACAAUGCAAUGGUUUGUGUCUGAUUGGUCAGCAGCCAGAGGCCCUAAAUAUUUUCAAUGCAUUUCUAUGAUUUCUAUGUUCAUUUCAUGUUUGAAUCUAUACAAAUUUGAGAAAAAGAUGUUUAGCCUUUGAUAGCAGCAGACGGCACAAUAGCAAUCAGCAAAGGGCUGUUUUCUGACCGUGCAACAAAAACUCGAUGUCAUUUACAUAUCCAUCUUCUGAGGCAAAUGGAAUGCAGAACUUUAGCUGAUCUCACAUGUGCUUUAAAAGCCAUAAUGCUUUUGAAGUCGAAGUUAUGGUAGGUCAAUUUAUAGUAGGGACUGUUGCCUUAUUUAAGUUUCACUACUUUCAUUGCCAUGUACAUGUAAACCUCUUUUAUGAUGCAAGAAUUUAUGCGUAUGUAGUCUAGGAAAAAAAAAGUAGAAAUGAUAGUGUGCAGAGAAGACAAAAAUAUUCAGUGUUUAUACCUCCUGUUUGCCCUUGAUAAGCGCAGAGAAUUGCAAACAAAUUUGAUUUCUGAUGUUUUCAGAUGUGAUGACAUUUAAAUUGUAUCUGGUACUCAGUAGAUUACAAGUAUUUCUACAAUAUUCUAGCAAUUCUGGAUGAUCUUCUGAGUUGUACUAUUAAUAAAAUCAAGCUGGUCAAUCUUU